Molecule: messenger RNA, 1110 nt
Organism: Ixodes scapularis (black-legged tick)
Lineage: Eukaryota; Metazoa; Arthropoda; Arachnida; Ixodida; Ixodidae
Product: calphotin-like
Exons: 5
Coding region: 1-885 (294 amino acids)
Source: RefSeq, a predicted model, not a curated record
AUGUUUUUGAGCAGUCUCUUCUUGUAUAUGGCUUACAGUCCGCUGAUGGCUGGUGAUCGGUACAUGCAUCAGCUCGACCUGCUGGUUACCCGCCCAGCCGUACUGCCUGGAGUGGAGAUUAUUCCCGAGGCUUCCUGUUUCUCAGAUUCAUUUGUUGAGACUAGUGACUCCGCCAGCCCAACACCAUCAGUCUUGGUACCACCAUACCUGGCACAACCACCCCUAGUCCCCCCACUGGCUUUGGCACCAGAAGCACCAGUACCGCAAGCCCUGGCACCGCCAGUCCUGCCUCAGCCAGUUCCACUACGGCCAAUUCUGCCACCACUAGUCCCCCCACAACUAGCUUCGGCAGAACAAGCACCAGUACCGAAAGCCCUGCCACCGCCAGUUCUGCCACAACCAGUUCUGCCACAACCAGUCCUGGCUUCACAAGCCCCAGCACCACCGCUUCUGGAACCGCCAGUCUUGGCGGAUCCAGAAAUCGAAGUACAAGAGCAAGUGCCAGCCGCACCGCCAGCCCAGGAAGAGCCUGUAGUGCUUCCCGGCAAUGCUGCUGAAGUUCAGCCAUUUCUGGAGCCCGGUGACAUGGAAGCACUGAUGGAUGCAGGCACGGACUCCAUAUUCGUUCGGGACAUCAGCAGAGCGCUAUGGCCGGAUAACCUGAGGAACAGAAGCCUCACAGGGAACCCCUGCCGUCGUCUUCUGAAAAGUGGCGCAUUGGGAAGGCGAGCCCUGACUCCUCAAAAACUGAAAUAUAUUCGCCGUGCCCUCGCAGCAUACAUCGAGAGGAACCCGUCACCAGUUGUGUCGGCCGCCCUGAGACUUGGUCAGCUCAACACGCACAUCCGGAGGCUGCUGGGAGACGAGAACAGAAGGCGCCACUGAGCAGCAGCAGCAGCAGAUUUUAUACUCCGUGACAACAGUUGCGUGCAGUACAGGCAAAGGCAACGCCAAGCGAGGGGAGAAAGGGCAAGUAAUAAGAAGGCUGGCUAGGAGGAGAGAAUACUCUUUUCUUGAACGUUCCUAGUGCUGUCCCUUUGUCCCCUCAUCCUCCUUCGCCCUCCUCUCCCGUCCCGCCUUCCUAGUGUUCGCCCUUUCUCUCUUUGCCUG